AUGGCUUCCCACACCAGCAACAACAACAACUCCGUCGUCUUCCUCGCCCAGGAAGAGGUCCGCCAGGUCUACUACUUCUGGACCUGCCAUAUGUGCGGCGGCGGCCCCUUCUGGCUCUCCACCACCCCCGGCUGCGUUCUGUGCGGCCACCCUCGCUGCACCUCGUGCAAUGUGACCUCGGAGACGGCCUAG
Molecule: messenger RNA, 192 nt
Organism: Purpureocillium takamizusanense
Lineage: Eukaryota; Fungi; Ascomycota; Sordariomycetes; Hypocreales; Ophiocordycipitaceae
Exons: 1
Coding region: 1-192 (63 amino acids)
Source: RefSeq, a predicted model, not a curated record